AUGGCGCCCUCAAUCACAGGCACGGUCUCCGUGCGAGACACAACCACCCAAGCCCCUCGUCCCACCAACGGUGGCUCCAACAAGGAGCACUUGAUCGGAUACUCGAUCGACAAAGAGAAGGAGCUCAAGGGCACAGACAAGGUCGCUCCGGUAUCAUACCCCCAUUACCUCCCCGUGUGGGACAACGAAACCGAGCGCUACCCACCCUUGACCAUCUUCGAGCACUACGAACACGGCAAAGAUGCAGACCCCAGCUACCCGGACCUGUUCCCCAAGGACAAAGCCCAAAUCGACGAGAUCACCCCCUUCAUCGGCUCGGAAGUCCACGGCGUGCAACUAAGCAAGCUCAGCAACGCCGGAAAGGACCAAUUAGCCCGCUAUGUCGCUGAGCGUCGUGUCGUCGCCUUCCGCGACCAAGACUUCGCCGACCUGCCGAUCCAAGAAGCUGUCGACUAUGCCGGCUACUUCGGCCGCCACCAUAUCCACCAAACCUCCGGCGCCCCUAAGGGCUUCCCGGAAGUCCACAUCGUCUUCCGCGGCGCCGACGACCGUACCGGCGCAAAUUUCCUCGCCCAGCGCACAAACACCAUUACCUGGCACUCCGAUGUCACUUUCGAGAAGCAGCCCCCCGGUACCACCUUCCUGUAUUGGCUCGAUGGCCCCACGAGCGGCGGCGACACCCUCUUCGCCGACAUGGCACAGGCCUACAGGCGCCUGUCCCCGGGCUUCCAGAAGCGCCUCCACGGUCUCCGCGCCGUGCACUCGGGUGCCGAACAGAUCAACGCUAGUUUGAACGGCGGCGGCAUCGCGCGCCGCGAUCCUAUUACCACCGAACACCCUAUUGUCCGCACGCACCCAGUAACGGGCGAGAAGGCGCUAUAUGUCAACCCGCAAUUCACCCGCUAUAUCGUGGGCUACAAGAAGGAGGAAUCGGACUAUCUUCUCAAAUUCCUCUUCGACCACAUCGCGCUGUCGCAGGAUCUGCAGGCCCGUGUGCGCUGGCGCCCGGGGACGGUCGUCGUCUGGGAUAACCGGUUGGUGGCCCACUCGGCUGUUUUCGACUGGGAGGAUGGUCAAAGACGCCAUAUUGCGCGUCUCACGCCGCAGGCGGAGCAGCCGUAUGAGACUCCGUUUGAAGAGUAA
This is a messenger RNA of Penicillium chermesinum, 1143 nucleotides long. Its product is annotated as TauD/TfdA dioxygenase family protein. The transcript is spliced from 3 exons. Gene Ontology annotation, molecular function: 2-oxoglutarate-dependent dioxygenase activity. NCBI's taxonomy places the organism in Eukaryota, Fungi, Ascomycota, Eurotiomycetes, Eurotiales, Aspergillaceae. Bases 1 to 1143 code for a protein of 380 amino acids. Gene Ontology annotation, cellular component: cytoplasm. The record is from RefSeq and is a predicted model, not a curated record.